AUGGACGUCCCUCCUGAGAAAUAUUUCCCUGCUACAGUCUCUUGCCAAGUCCACAAAACUGCCUUUGUGAUUAAGAAUAAGUUGACAGAAGAACAGAUAAGAUUGUAUAGGAAAAUUGUCUUUGGUCCACUGUUGUGGCUGAUUAGGGAAAUAGUAGAAAGAGAAACAAGCGGUGAAAGGCUGCGAGAACUCAUUCUUGGACCGAAGGACCCAAAUGAAAAGGAUAGUUCUUGCAAGGAUGUGGAGAUCGCAUUCGAGAAGUUCAAUUUUACUAACGACGAAAAUGUUGUCAACUUAGCAUUGGCGCUAUUCAUUGAAACAGUGAUGAUUGGAAAAGACAAGAAAACCCAAUUCGAUGUGAAUAUAUUUGGGAUUGCCGAUGACCUUGAAGUCUUUGUACAUUACAAUUGGAAGAAUGAGGCUUAUGAUUCAAAGAAAGCAGAAAAUGAUCAUCGUGCCUCGUAUUACUAUAUAAAGGGAUUCGCACUUGCAUUCCAGUAUCAAACUGUGAAGUACAUUUGGGUUCAUUGUUGUGACCAAACCAAGCUUAACUUCGGUCAUCCUCCAAUUUACAUGGUUCAAUAUGAUCAUCCAGUGAAGACAUGGUGUGAAUAUUACGUGUUGGAAUGGUUGUAA
Benincasa hispida (wax gourd) is the source of this 636-nucleotide messenger RNA. The record is from RefSeq and is a predicted model, not a curated record. NCBI's taxonomy places the organism in Eukaryota, Viridiplantae, Streptophyta, Magnoliopsida, Cucurbitales, Cucurbitaceae.